Messenger RNA from Oreochromis aureus, 2071 nucleotides. Its product is annotated as cysteine protease ATG4D-like. Lineage: Eukaryota; Metazoa; Chordata; Actinopteri; Cichliformes; Cichlidae. Bases 213 to 1592 code for a protein of 459 amino acids. The transcript is spliced from 11 exons. The record is from RefSeq and is a predicted model, not a curated record. Gene Ontology annotation, molecular function: protein-phosphatidylethanolamide deconjugating activity.
GAAGUGAGCGCAACUUGACCGCUGCUGUUCGAAGAGUUCGAAGACCGAGCGAAACUGAGCCCAACAAAACGAAAACAGACCGGCACAUUUCAUUCACAUUUGCUUACGGACUCAUUCUUAUCAACGGAGGUAGAAUGACACUACCGAAAUGAAGGCUGCUGUGGUGAUAAUGAGCAAUUCUUCUUGCUCCAUCGUGGUCAUCUCUACAUGUUAUGAAUCCUAGCACCUCCUAUGCUCAGUUUGUGGGUCAGUCUGCUGCUGAUGACCUCAUGGAUGAUUGGGUCUUCUUCUCUACUGAAUCGGCUCCAUCUCAGGGCCUAGAAGAGAGCAGGGAUGAUCAGGAGGUAGAGGACACAGGCAGAUUCAAAGACAAGUUGGUCUCAGCAUGGAACAGCGUCAAAUACGGCUGGACCUUGAAGCAAAAAUCCAAAUUUAGCAAGCGCUCUCCUGUGUUCAUGCUGGGGAAAUCCUAUGAGCUCAAAGAUGAAGGAGAGCAACAGCAUUUUCGUCGCUGCUUUGCAUCGCUCCUGUGGUUUACAUACAGACGGGGUUUCCGUCCGCUCCCCGGCUCCUCUCUGACCACCGACAGCGGUUGGGGUUGUGUUCUACGCUCCAGCCAGAUGCUGCUGGCACAGGGCCUGCUACUGCAUCUGAUGCCACCAGGUUGGACCUGGUCUGGGAACCAACGUGUGGUCAAAGAUGACAUGGACCUGAUUCACUCUGUGAACGAUGGAUUUAGUUCGAGUGAAAGGGAAAGCAAGAGAAGUCGACAUUUGAGCUGGGGGUCCAUCCUGGACAGACCCACGGAGGGUACACCCAGAAGGAUUUUACGCUGGUUUGCAGACAACCCCACAGCUCCCUUUGGCAUACAUCGGCUUGUAGAACUGGGCAAAAGCUCAGGGAAGAAGGCUGGGGACUGGUAUGGUCCAUCCAUUGCGGCACAUAUCCUCCGGAAAGCUGUGGAAGCUGCAGUAGUGGACCUUCCCAAUCUAGUUGCGUAUGUAGCACAAGAUUGCACCAUCUACCUGCAGGAUGUGAGGAAGUUGUGCGAACGGCCUCCCCCUCAGCACUGGAAAUCUGUCCUCAUCCUGGUUCCUGUGCGUCUUGGCGGACAAGAUCUCAAUCCAUCCUACAUCACCAGUGUCAAAAAACUCUUGAUGUUGGAGUGCUGCAUCGGGAUCAUUGGCGGCAAACCAAAGCACUCUUUGUUCUUCGUUGGCUUCCAGGAUGACCAUCUGCUCUACUUGGACCCUCAUUACUGUCAGCCCACAGUGGAUGUAACAAAGAACUUUCCCUUGGAGUCGUUUCACUGUAAGAAUCCCAGGAAAAUGCCUUUCUCUCGCAUGGACCCCAGCUGCACCAUCGGAUUUUAUGCAAAAGGACAAAUGGAGUUUGAGUCAUUAUGCACAAGUGUUAAUGAGGCUGUCUCAGCGUCUGCAGAGACAUACCCCAUGUUUAUAUUUGAAGAAGGAAAAACACGGGAGGAAGCGAGAGCAAACACACCCACGCACAGCGUCACCUUCCUACAGAGGAAGACCCAACUGGGAAGAGUUGAUACAAGCAACAGCAUGGACGAGUUUGUUCUAUUGUAAACAUAAAAAGAUCAUCUCUGCCCUGAUGGAGGGCCUUCACUGAAUUAUCAACAUAGCAUUUUGCACUUUUUGGAAAUUACUGAGCAUAAGAACAUUGUCCUCAUCAUUCACACGCAGUGAGGUAGAUGGACUCCUUAGUAGUUUCAUGGGAAGUGGUUAUGCAUCGCUACUGAGAAUGUUAUAUUUUAUUGCAGUUUGUAUUUAUUUUUAAUUUUUAGAGGUAAAUACUUUAAUUUCAUCAGCUCUCGUCAUCCUAAUUGACUUGAGAUUAGCCAAAUAUCCUUGAGGUCAUGUCCCUGUCUGCUACACUUCAAGUCAUCUGUGAUUGAUUUCGCACAAGUGAAUAGAUGAAUUUUUCUUGAAAGGGUUUUAUAAAGUUACAUAGAGAUACUCUCACUGGAAAAUGAUGAAGUUUACUGAAAAUGUUAUUGGCUAGCUUGUUUUUUGCAGUCUAAAUAAAUUAGGAAUGAGAAAAUUAA